AUACUCGUUGGCAAGAAAUGCGUUUGUUUGUCGCUCUGGUUUGUGUCAGUUUUGUGGCAUGUGCCACCGCCCAGUGGCCGCUACGUGGCAAGUCUGGCUUGAAUGCCCAGGUGAAGCUGGCCGUGGAGCCACCCAGUCUGUUGGUCAAGAAUGCCGGCAUUCUUCCUUCACUCCAGCUGUCGGACACUGUGAAGACCCAGGAGAUUCCGAAUGUGUCGGCCGGAAAGCGUAGCAUUCUGCCAUACAUUUAUUCUGGCCCAAGCUACUGGCCCGACUAUGGAGUUCCCACCAAUGGCUGGUAUGGUGGCUGGAAUUCUGGUUACUCUAACCCUGGAUAUUGGGGCAACAACUGGUACGAUUAUGGUGCUCCCUACUAUCCAAGACGCCGUUUGGUGAAGCCUGUCGUCUCAGCUUCUACGGGAGCUACCGGAGCCACUGGAGCUACUGGAUCUAUUGGAGCCUCUGGAGCUACUGGAGCUACUGGAUCAAGCUCUUCAACUGGAUCCACAUCUAGCACUACUACCACUACCACCACCACUAAUGAUGUUGUUCCUGCUUUGGAUGCCACUCUCAGUGCUGCCGUUAUUCCCGAUGUUGUCCCCAUUCCCGAUGUUGUCCCAGUUGCUGAUCCUGUCGUCCUUCCCUUAGUCAUUCCCGAUGCUGAACCCUUGCUAACCACCCAGGUUAUCUAAGAAGUCAGAUUAAAGUUUUAAUAAAUAUAUGUAUAU
This is a messenger RNA of Drosophila bipectinata, 728 nucleotides long. RefSeq lists its product as uncharacterized. Lineage: Eukaryota; Metazoa; Arthropoda; Insecta; Diptera; Drosophilidae. The record is from RefSeq and is a predicted model, not a curated record.